AUGGAGCGCAUGAUUGUCAUCAUGCAAGAUCCGGACAUGGGUGUCAAGAUGAGAAACCAGCGCUUGCUAAUUACAGUGAUCCCUCAUGCAAUGACUGGGAAUGACAUUGUUGAGUGGCUCAUCCAGAAGUACACCAUCUCUGAGGAGGAAUCCUUGCACCUCGGGAACCUGAUUGUGAAGCAUGGCUAUAUCUACCCUCUCAAGGAUCCCCGCAACCUGGUGCUGCGAGCCGAUGAGUCCCCCUACAGGUUCCAGACCCCGUACUUCUGGACCAGCACUAAGUGGCCAGCCACAGAGCUGGAUUAUGCAAUCUAUCUAGCCAAGAAGAACAUCCGCAAGCAGGGUGACCUGAUCGACCAUGAGAAGGACAACUACAACCUGCUGCACAAGAGGAUCAACCACACCUGGGACUUUGUGGUGAUGCAAGCCCGGGAGCAGCUCCGGGCAGCCAAGCAGCGCCGGAAGGGCGAUCGCAUUGUCAUAGAUUGCCAGGAGCAGGCCUACUGGCUGGUCAACCGGCCCCCGCCAGGAGCCCCAAAUGUGAUGGAGCAUGGGCUGAAGCAGAGGAACUGCCACACCAGCCGAGUGCAGCUCACCAAGAACAUGGAUUAUUACAAGCGGGAGAUCGAGUACUGCCGAAAGGCCAUGGGAAGAACCAGGGUCAAGUCUUCCAUUUGCCUGGAAGGGUACGUCAAGUUUAACGAGCAGUAUGUGCCCCAUGAUCCCAUCAUGUCUGGCUGCCUGCCCAGCAACCCCUGGAUUACAGAUGACACUACCUACUGGACAAUGAAUGCCCCCACAGUGAUGACUCCAACCAAGUUGCGUGUGGAGCGCUGGGGCUUCAGCUUCAGCGAGCUGCUAAGUGAUGCACUGGGCAGGGCACAGUUCAUGGAGUUCCUCAAGAAGGAGUUCAGCGCUGAGAACCUGAGCUUUUGGGAGGCAUGUGAGGAGCUGCGGUAUGGGGAGCAGUCCCGCAUUGCUGAGAUCAUGGACUCCAUCUACCAGCACUUCUUGGCCCCUGGUGCCACCCGGUGGGUGAACAUUGACAGCAAGACCAUGGAGAGGACCCUGGAAGGCCUCAAGACCCCUCAUCGCUAUGUGAUGGAUGAUGCCCAGAUGCACAUCUACAUGCUAAUGAAAAAGGACUCCUACCCACGCUUCCUCAAGUCUGACCUCUACAAGAGCCUGCUGGCUGAGGCCAUCAUUCCUCCUGAGACCAAGAAGCGGGUGUUUCCAUUCAUGCGGAAGCAGCGACACUCAAGCCCUAGCCCAGCCCUGCUGCUGCUGCCUGGGGGUGAGCCAGAAGCCAAGGCAGAGGACAAGAGCAGGACCCCUGUGGCUGCUCCUGUUCCUGAAGAGGAGAGCUAGGGCCCCUUGCCUCGUGGUCCUCACUUGGUCCCUCCACCACCUACCCCACUCAUUCCCAGGCUGAGCACUGGCCUGUGGCUGAGAGAAAGAAUGAGGUGCCUUGCACGAGCCAGGCUGCACAAUGCCCAUCCUGUUUUUUUUCUGAUGCAGCACCUAGAGCUUGGAAGCUGUGGGGCAGGUGGCUGCUCUUGUAUGUCACCCAGCCCCUCCCUCCCUCCCUCUAGGAUGAGCAGCAUAGGUUUGGAGUGGUCUUGCACACUCCAGGCUCCUGGCCCAUGAUGGGGAAUGUGGUAAUUUCCUGCCUCUGCUCUGCCUGUGGCAUGACCUGGUACUCUGUGCGCAGGGGGUUACUGCUGAUCAUCAGUAGGUGCCAGGGUGUUCAGAGUGGUGAGCCUUGCUGAAGCCAGUGUUGUUACUGGUGCCCUUGUGCUGGAGGAGCGGUGACUUACCAGGGGGCAGGGCAGGGCAGGGCAGCUCUCUGGAUCCUGAGUGUUUGCAUAAAUUUAGCCUAGGACAGACACUGCCUGCUACAUUCCCACCAUGUCCUGGCACCCCUGUGCCUGGGCAGCAGGUAAGACAGCUCUCAGAUCCCAGUACAAACCAUCUCAGCCUCAACCCCCCAGUCAUCCUGCCUGUGCUCCUGCCCCAGCAUCAUUUUUCCCCCCCUCCCCCAUCCCAGGCAGUAGCCUGGCCUCUACUGUAGGACUUGCUCUUCCAUGACACUAAAGGAAAGAAGCCAUAUGCCCUGAGGUCUUUGUGCAUGGUUCCGCUUAGCCCAUGCUCUGUGUCCCAGGCUACACCCUUCUCUCUCUGCCUUGGUUCUGGCCUGGGCAUGUAUCCUCUUAAUCCUCCAGCUGCCCCUAGGCCACUGCCUUAGGUAGCUCAUGGUGCAUAGCUGCAGAUUUGGGAACUAGCCUUCACAGCCCAUUUUGCUUCUCAGAGGCUGGGUGAGUCCCCUGCAGGGAGUCAAGCUCAGGUUUCCAUUGGAGGAAGGGGCAGGUUCCCCCCUCAGAUUAACCAUCCCCUGGGCCAUGCUGGUCUACUCCAAGAGCAGCCCUUGCUAGCUACUGCCCAGCCCCUGCUCCCCUUGCAGAGGUCCAGUCUGGGCACUUGUAGGCAUGAUCAGUCCUGCAGACAAGUUGGGCGGGGGGGCUGGUACUGCAUAGGGAGCCCCCUCUUCCCUCCACCCUGCUCACUGUUACACUAAGCAUAUGGAAUCAAUAAAGGACCUUG
Molecule: messenger RNA, 2601 nt
Organism: Alligator sinensis (Chinese alligator)
Lineage: Eukaryota; Metazoa; Chordata; Crocodylia; Alligatoridae
Gene: RGS11
Product: regulator of G protein signaling 11
Exons: 16
Coding region: 1-1368 (455 amino acids)
Biological process (GO): G protein-coupled receptor signaling pathway; regulation of G protein-coupled receptor signaling pathway; intracellular signal transduction
Source: RefSeq, a predicted model, not a curated record